This is a messenger RNA of Lactuca saligna, 867 nucleotides long. Lineage: Eukaryota; Viridiplantae; Streptophyta; Magnoliopsida; Asterales; Asteraceae. The record is from the annotation of a GenBank genome assembly.
AUGUAUGCGGGUAUACCCACAUGGUUUAGUAUUAAGCUACAUCACGGUGGGAAGUUCACUAAAAUAGCUGAUAAAAAGAACAUUGGAGGUGAAGUGUGUUAUAUUGAUUAUGUGGACAUAGAUGAGUUCCCUGUACAUGAACUGGAUGCCAUAAUGCUUGACCUAGGUUAUCCAGACCCACGAAUGACUGGAGUAGUUGAUGUCUCAGACUCCCCAGUGAUAUACUACCAUUUUAAUAUACCUAAUGGCGACUUUCAAUUUGGACUUAGAGCUUAUGCAAAUGAUCAAGAUGUUAUCAAUCUAUCUAAAUACAUUCCACAUAACAAGUUGAUUGAAGUGUACACAAAACAUGGGAAGACAAAUUUAUUGACUUGCUUCAUGUCUCCAAAUGCAAAGGGUAAAGUUGUGAUUGAGGAAUUAACUGAAAAUGAUGAUCAAGAGGCUGAAGUUCAUGUGGAAUCUUCAUUGAGAAAUAUGAACCGUGUUAAUGAUGAGCCUAUUGAUGAUAUUAAUGAAUUAAAGGAAAAGAUUAUCGAUCAGGAUGCUACAACAUGUGUCAUGGAUAAUAUUGGGGAUGAGAUGACUGGUGUUCAAGAUCCUAUAACUAUUGAUCAAGGAUGCUACAAGCAAGAUACUUUAAAACUUGAUAAUAUUGAGGAUGAUGCAAAGUAUGAAGAAGAUGAUGCAGAAUAUGAAGAUGUGGUUUCAAACUCUGAAGAUGUUGAUGUUCUAGAGAAAGUGAAACACUUUGAAGAUGAAGAUAAAGUGGACUACAUAAUAGAUGAGGAGUUUAGGGACCACUUAUGGAGGUGUGCAUCAGAACCCACCAUUCCUAAAUUUGAGCAUUUGAUGAACGAUUUUAGCUAG